UUAUUGUGGUUCUGUAAUCUGUGGUGUAGUUAAAAUUAAAAAUACAAAAUACAAAUAAACGAAAAGCAAUUGAAUAAUACUAAGAAUUAAUUAUUUCCUAAAACAAAUGUGAAUUUUCUAUGUAAGAAUAUAACCCAGAAUAAACAAUCGGAAAUGCCUAAAGAACAAUAUCGUGAAACAUACUUCGGUAGAAAAAUUUCCCAUGUGACCUUCAAUGUGGACAGUGCAUCGGAUAUCCAGCAGGCAGCACAUAUCCAGGUCAUCACAAAGAACUUGUACGCUCAGGAUGGACAGAGGGUGCCAGCCAGCUAUGGAGUACUUGACAGAAGAAUGGGCACAAAUGCCAAGGACGCCAACUGUGAGACGUGUGGCCUGGGACUGGCGGACUGUGUGGGUCACUACGGGUACAUAGAGCUGGCGCUGCCAGUGUUCCACGUGGGGUACUUCCGCUCCAUCAUCACCAUACUGCAGACUAUAUGCAAGAACUGUGCCAAGGUCAUGCUUCAAGAGACAGUGAAGAAGUCCUUUCGCCGCAAAUUCAUGAACCCCGAACUGUCUUACCUACACAAGAAAAACCUACGCGCUGCAGUCCUUAAGAAAGCAAAGACUUGCACAAAAUGCCCGUACUGUGAUGCACUGAACGGCAUCGUGAAGAAAAGUCCCGCUGGUAUUCUGAAGAUUAUACAUGACAAGUAUAGGAUGAAGAAGCCCAAUGAUCCAAUAGUCCAGAAGGUUCUGAAGGAGUUCAACAUAGCUGUGGAGUCCAAUAAGGAAUUGGCGACAAUGAUUAAUAGUGGAUUGAUUAUUGAGCUUACACCUUUAGAGGUUAUAAAUCUAUUCCGCCGUAUUCCGGACGAGGACAUACCACUUCUGGGCAUGAACGUGAAGAGUUCCAGACCUGAGGAUCUGAUCCUGACUCGGCUGCCCGUGCCGCCGCUGUGUAUCAGGCCGAGUGUCGCUUCUGACAUUAAAGCUGGAACUAACGAAGAUGACCUCACUAUGAAGCAGUCCGAGAUCCUCCUCAUCAAUGACGUCAUAACUCGGCACAUGGCGAGCGGCGGCAAGAGCGAGCUGGUGCAGGAAGACUGGGACUAUCUGCAGCUGCACGCCGCCCUUUACAUCAACAGCGAAAUGUCUGGCAUCCCUCUCUCGAUGCAGCCGAAGAAGCCUGGUCGUGGUCUGGUGCAGCGGCUGAAGGGCAAGCAGGGACGGUUCCGAGGCAACCUGUCCGGCAAGCGCGUGGACUUCUCCAGCCGCACCGUCAUAUCGCCCGACCCUAACCUACAGAUCCAGGAGGUGGGAGUCCCGGUGCACGUGGCGAAGAUCCUCACGUACCCGGAGCGCGUGUUCCCAGCCAACCUGCAGUGGCUGCGCCAGCUCGUGUGCAACGGGCCCGACGUGCACCCCGGCGCCAACUACGUGCAGCAGCGCGGCCUCAGCCACAAGAAGUACCUCAAGUACGGGAACAGGGAGAAGAUCGCGCAGGAGUUGAAGUGCGGCGACGUAGUGGAGCGCCACCUGGUGGACGGCGACGUGGUGCUGUUCAACCGGCAGCCGUCCCUGCACAAGCUGUCCAUCAUGUGCCACAGGGCGCGCGUUCAGCCGCAGCGUACGUUCAGAUUCAACGAAUGCGUGUGCACGCCGUACAACGCGGACUUCGACGGCGACGAGAUGAACAUGCACCUGCCGCAGACGGAGGAGGCGAGGGCCGAGGCGCUUAUACUUAUGGGGAACAAAUCAAACUUGGUGACACCUCGUAACGGCGAGCUCCUCAUCGCGGCUACUCAGGACUUCAUCACCGGCGGCUACCUCAUCACGCAGCGCGACACGUUCUUCACGCGGGCGGAGGCGCAGCAGCUGGCCUGCUGUCUGCUCGCCGGGCCGGACGCCGCCAUGAGGAUCGACAUGCCGCCACCAGCGAUACUGAAGCCGAGAAUGCUGUGGACUGGGAAGCAGAUAUUUAGUUUGAUAAUGAAGCCGAACAAGCGCUGCGAGGUGAAGGCCAACCUGGAGACGAAGGGCAAGAACUACACCAGCAACCAGGACAUGUGCGUGCAGGACUCGUAUGUAAUAGUUAGAAACUCAGAGUUGGUUUGCGGUUCGAUGGACAAGAGUACCUUGGGCUCGGGCACCAAGAACAGCAUCUUCUACAUCCUGCUGCGGGACUGGGGCGAGGAGUACGCUGUUAGGAGCAUGUGGAGGCUAGCGCGCAUGGCGUCCUAUUAUAUGAUGAACCGCGGCUUCAGCUUCGGCAUCAUUGAUGUGACGCCGGGGAAGAAGCUUAUAGAGGCCAAGAACAAACUGUUGGAGUCUGGGUACUCCAAGUGUGACGGCUACAUCCUGGAGAUGGAGAAAGGCACGCUGCAGUGCCAGCCCGGCUGCACCAUGGAGGAGACCCUGGAAGCUGUCAUGCUCAGCGAGCUCAGUAGUAUCAGAGAGUUGGCGGCUAAAGCCUGUUUUCGUGAGCUGCACCCAACAAACGCGCCCCUUAUAAUGGCGCAGAGCGGAUCCAAGGGCUCCAACAUCAACAUAUCGCAAAUGAUCGCGUGCGUGGGCCAGCAGGCGCUGAACGGCAAGCGCGUGCCCAACGGGUUCGAGGACCGCUCGCUGCCGCACUUCGAGAGACAUUCGAAAAUCCCAGCAGCCCGUGGUUUCGUAGAAAACAGCUUCUACUCCGGUCUGACCCCUACGGAGUUCUUCUUCCACACCAUGGGGGGUCGAGAGGGACUCGUGGACACUGCCGUCAAAACUGCCGAGACGGGGUACCUUCAACGACGACUUGUGAAGUCGCUGGAGGACCUGGUGCUGCACUACGACAUGACGGUGCGCAACGCGACCAGCGAGGUGGUGCAGUUCCGCUACGGCAGCGACGGCCUGGACCCCUCGUACAUGGAGGGGCGCGACCAGCCCGUGGAGCUGCGCCGCGUGCUGGCACACGUGCGCGCCUUGUGCCAGUCCAGGGACGAGGAAGCUUUAGACGGCGACGGCAUAGUGGUGGCGGCGGAGGAGACGCUCGCACUGGACGACUUCAAGACCUGCCCCGCUGAGUUCAAAGCCGAAAUGCUCACAUUCCUCAAGAAGCUGGCAGCGCGCGUGCGCAGCCUGCGUGCGCGGUACGCGGCGUGCGGGCGCGUCUCGCAGCAGCUGGAGCGGCUGACGCUGACGCAGCUGGUGCGCUUCGUGCGCGUGUGCCACGACAAGUACCAGCGCAGCAUCAUCGAGCCCGGCACCGCCGUCGGCGCGCUGGCGGCGCAGAGUAUCGGCGAGCCGGGUACGCAAAUGACCUUAAAAACGUUCCACUUCGCCGGCGUGGCCUCCAUGAACAUCACGCAGGGCGUGCCGCGCGUCAAGGAGAUCAUCAACGCGUCCAAGAACAUCUCCACGCCCAUCAUCACGGCGGAGCUCACCGACCCGCUGGACCAGGAGUUUGCGAGGAGGGUCAAGGGAAGAGUGGAGAAGACAACGUUGGGUGAGAUAACGACAUACAUCGACGAGGUGUAUCUCCCCAACGAGUGCUUCCUGCUGGUGCGACUGGACGCCGAGCGGAUCAGACUUCUGUGCUUGGAGGUCAACGUUCAUUCCAUCGUUUACUCUAUAUGCACAUCGAAGCUCAAGGUGAAGCCGUCCAACGUGCUGGCGGUGUCGGAGUGGGCGAUCAAAGUGUACGCCGAGGCGGGCAAGCACGGCGGCUGGCUCAACAUGGCGCUGCAGCAGCUGUGCCGCCAGCUGCCCGCGGUCGUGGUGAAGGGGCUGAGCAGGGUCUCGCGCGCGGUCAUCGCUUGUGACGACUCGGGCUCCAUCAACAAGUAUAAACUGUGCGUCGAAGGCGACGGCUUACGUGACGUCAUCGCUACGUACGGAGUCGACGGGAGGAAGACGUCCUCCAACAACAUCCUUGAGGUGUACCAGACGCUGGGCAUCGAGGCGGCGGCGAGCACCAUCAUGAGCGAGAUCGAGGCGGUGAUGGCGGGCCACGGCAUGGCGGUGGACCGGCGCCACGUGGCGCUGCUAGCGGCGCAGAUGUGCGCGCGCGGCGAGGUGCUGGGCAUCACGCGCUACGGGCUCGCGCGCAUGAAGGAGUCCGUGCUCAAUCUGGCCAGCUUCGAGAAGACGGCCGACCACCUGUUCGACGCGGCGUACUACGGGCAGCGCGACCCCAUCGAGGGCGUGUCGGAGUGCAUCAUAGUGGGCGCGCCCGCCGGCAUCGGCACCGGCGUUUUGCAGCUGCUGCACCGCCACGAGCGCCUCGCCGCCGCCUCGCCGCCGCGCCUGCUGUUCGACGACCCGCUCUACCACCCCUCCAUAUGGGAAUAAACGCAUUACACUCA
Molecule: messenger RNA, 4328 nt
Organism: Bicyclus anynana (squinting bush brown)
Lineage: Eukaryota; Metazoa; Arthropoda; Insecta; Lepidoptera; Nymphalidae
Gene: Polr3A
Product: DNA-directed RNA polymerase III subunit RPC1
Exons: 27
Coding region: 154-4314 (1386 amino acids)
Biological process (GO): DNA-templated transcription
Molecular function (GO): DNA-directed RNA polymerase activity; DNA binding
Source: RefSeq, a predicted model, not a curated record